UAAAGUUAACCUUAACCGGAAAAACAAACAAAGUCUGUCCCUUUAAAGGCAAGUAAAAUCCAUAGAGUUGCCAUGGCAUUUAAUUUUAUUCGUCUCACUGUGAUGACGUCGGUGCAGUAUCUAAUGGCUCUCACGCGGAAGGCAGUUAUUUCAAGACGGAGUGGUGGUGGUGGAGAAAUUCUUAAGAUUCUGUAGCAGUUUCUUUCCAGAUGUAUUUAAGGCUUUUCUCCAGAAUUUUUUCAGCGAUGGCAGGACCAAGGCCUGUGGUGCUGACUGGACCAUCCGGUGCUGGAAAAAGCACCCUCCUGAAGAUGCUCAUGAAGGAGUACGAGGGUGUUUUUGGCUUCAGCGUGUCACAUACUACUAGGGACCCCCGACCUGGAGAGGAAAACGGCAAAGGCCUGAAUUGCCUCCCUAUGCUUGUUGGGGCAGCAUUAUUGCCUGUAGCAGAUGUCCUGUCGUCCGUGUCAUCUGAAGGUGUAGAAGAUUACCAUUAUGUGACGAGGGAGAAGAUGACCGAGGGCAUUGCCAACGGGGAAUUUAUCGAGAACGCGGAGUUCUCUGGGAACAUGUAUGGAACAAGUAAGGCCUCCGUGCAGGACGUCCAGGCCAAGAACCUGAUCUGCAUCCUGGACGUUGACAUACAGGGCGUGAAGAACAUCAAGAAGACCGACCUCAACCCCAUCUACGUGUCCAUCCAGCCACCCUCCAUGCAGAUCCUGGAACAGCGUUUGAGGGAUAGGCAGACUGAAACAGAGGAGAGCCUACAGAAGCGUUUGGAAGCAGCACGACUAGACAUGGAGCUCAGCAAGGAGCCUGGCAUAUUUGAUCUUGUGAUCAUCAAUGACAACUUGGAAGAUGCCUAUGGGAAGUUGAAAGAUGUUCUUGUUGAUGAAAUUGCAAAAGUCCAGGAAGCCAACAAGUCUUAGGUGGCCAACUGCAGUGCAGCAAUUCUCCCUGGCUGCUC
Messenger RNA from Anguilla rostrata (American eel), 967 nucleotides. It is a transcript of the gene guk1a, whose product is annotated as guanylate kinase 1a. Gene Ontology annotation, molecular function: GMP kinase activity. Gene Ontology annotation, cellular component: cytosol. Bases 210 to 929 code for a protein of 239 amino acids. The record is from RefSeq and is a predicted model, not a curated record. The transcript is spliced from 9 exons. Gene Ontology annotation, biological process: purine nucleotide metabolic process. Lineage: Eukaryota; Metazoa; Chordata; Actinopteri; Anguilliformes; Anguillidae.